Molecule: messenger RNA, 1727 nt
Organism: Ipomoea triloba (trilobed morning glory)
Lineage: Eukaryota; Viridiplantae; Streptophyta; Magnoliopsida; Solanales; Convolvulaceae
Product: receptor-like cytosolic serine/threonine-protein kinase RBK2
Exons: 8
Coding region: 151-1410 (419 amino acids)
Biological process (GO): protein phosphorylation
Molecular function (GO): ATP binding; protein kinase activity
Source: RefSeq, a predicted model, not a curated record
CUCAAAAAGAUGGAUAAAAAGGCUGAAAUCUCAAGAAAUAUAUAUUAAUCAUUCAAACACAAGGACCACUUCACCUCUGUUUUUUUCUGACAACACCAUGCAGGACAAUCUGUGAUUCAGUGUCAAAGUUUUCCUGUUCUUGGAGUGAAAAUGGUGAAUGCGAACUCUCCGGAUACAGUUCUUGAGGACUACCUGAAUGGUUUAGUAUCAGAAACAGACACUACAAAGAGCAGCAUAUUGGAAUUCGAAUCGGAGAGUUAUGAAAAGAGGAAUUCAAAAUGGGAUGGGUUUCUUCAGCUGUUCAGGGAUAAAUUCAAGAAGAGGCAUUUCGGAAGCUUGGAUUCCCUGAGUUCUUUGAAAAUCUCGAAACGAUUUAGCUGCAGCAUGAGAGAGGCAGCUUGUGGUUCUGGGCUGUUGCAGAGCCCUAUUCUGGAGGGUGGUUUGAGCUAUUUCAAGCCUCAGUGGAAGAACUUCAGCCUGUCUGAGAUCGAGAUCGCCACCAACAAUUUUCACCAUGAAAACUUAAUUGGGAAAGGUGGUUAUGCUGAAGUUCACAAAGGGCGCUUGCGCGAUGGAAAAUUAGUUGCAGUUAAGCGUUUGACUCGAGGAUCACCCGAGGAGAGGAUAGGGGAUUUCUUAUCUGAGCUUGGCAUAAUGGCUCAUCUCAACCAUCCAAAUACUACCAAGUUGAUUGGCUAUGGAGUUGAAGGUGGAUACUACCUUGUUCUCAAGCUGUCUCCUCAUGGAAGCUUAGCUUCUAUGCUGCAUGUCUCGAAGCAGAAACCGGGAUGGUAUAUCAGGUAUAAGGUUGCACUAGGCACAGCUAAAGGGCUGCAGUAUCUUCACGAGGGCUGUCAACGACGAAUCAUUCAUAGAGAUAUUAAAGCAGCAAAUAUAUUGCUUAUGGAGGACUUUGAGCCUCAGAUUUGUGAUUUUGGGCUUGCGAAGUGGCUCCCGGAGAGAUGGACUCACCUGACUGUCCUGAAAUUCGAUGGCACAUUCGGAUAUCUUGCACCCGAGUUUCUAAUGCAUGGUAUAGUGAAUGAAAAGACCGAUGUUUUCGCCUUCGGGGUGCUUCUUUUGGAGCUAAUUACCGGGCGUCGAGCGUUGGAUUACUCUCAGCAAAGCCUCGUAAUGUGGGCAAAGCCUCUGCUAAAGAAAAAGAGGAUUAGGGAACUUGCAGAUCCAUCACUUGGAGAUGACUACAACUUGCUGCAGAUGAAUCUCAUGGUCUUGGCCGCUUCGUUAUGCGUGCAGCACUCGUCCAUCAAACGCCCCCGAAUCAGCCAGGUUCUGCAACUUCUGAAUGGCAACUGCGAAAGCCUAGAUUAUAUCAGAAAAACCCGAAAACCAUCCCCCAUUAGAAGGGCUGCUACGAAGACCUCUUUCGCGCACAAGGAAAAAACAUAGCCUAAACGGUUUUUUGUGCCUCGAAGAACAGAUUGUUAUUGUGCAGAACUGCAGAAUGGUUAAGUCAGCAGAAGCAUAUGAUGAUAAUGGGAAGGAGGGAUGUCUCAUUCCUUUGGUGUAAAUACUUAUUUUUGUUUUUGACCAUUUGUUUCCACCAAUUUAGUGCCUAUAUGUUGUCCAACCAUGACUAUAGCAAUAGCCAUGGAAUGUUGGAAGAAAUCUCAAUUGUGUUGGUGCUUAGUCUAUGUAACAUAAAGAACCACUUAUUUAGUCCUCCCUGAUGCUUUAUGAAAUAAAGACAAGGCCCAUUCAAGCUA